Didymodactylos carnosus is the source of this 2430-nucleotide messenger RNA. NCBI's taxonomy places the organism in Eukaryota, Metazoa, Rotifera, Eurotatoria, Philodinida, Philodinidae. The record is from the annotation of a GenBank genome assembly.
AUGAUUACUGAUACAAACAAAUUGUUUAUACCGAUUGACAGUCAAGCGAUACGUGAUCAUUUAAAAAUAAAAGAUUUGUUACCAAUUAAUUAUCUUGACUCUUAUUAUUCUCAUCAAGACAUUGAUUUUGGUAUAUUUGGUGAUGUCUUGUUUCGUGUCUAUGAUCAAAGUAUGAUUGCGCGUCAAGUUGUUCAAGAAGAAAUUUAUCGCAUACAUGAAUUAGUACAAAAUGUGAAUAUUACCUAUAAUAAUCUUACAUUAAAUUAUAGUCAUAUUUGUGCAAAACGAAGUCAAACAUGUGUCGUUGAUGGUGAUAUCUAUUUGCAGAAAACAUUUUGGCAACGUAUCAGCGAUAAAUCGAUUUACUCGUACAUUAACAAUGGUCUCUAUAUUGAUGAUGAUGGUGUACCUCAUAUGUUAUCCGUUAUAUUCGGUCAUAAUCUGAUAAUUUCAAAUGAAACAGAUACUAUGUAUUCAAAUGUUUUAAGAUUCCGUUUCAAUAUUAGACAGGGAACGGACGACGAGAUAUUAAUUGGACGUUUAUGGGAACAAGCAUUUCUAGAAUUUUUCCAUCAUUUCAAAUCGACAAUUGUUCAAUGUAUAUAUUCUGUAUCAACAUCGAUUGAUCAAGAACUCAAUAGUAAUAUAAUAUUGGAUACAAAACUGGUGACAGGAACAUUUGUAUUGAUGAUUAUUUUUGCAACAAUUUUAUUAUCAUGGCGUGGUCCAUUGUCAACAUCUCCGGCGUUCCUAGGAGGAGUGGGUGUAUUAGCAACUUGCCUUGGGUUAAUAUCAGGUUUUGGUUUCUGUUCUCUAAUUGGUAUACCAAUGUGUGUUGGCAUUGAUGAUAUGUUUAUAAUUUAUUCAGCGUUUUGUCAAUCAAAUUGUCGUGAAACGACACCAAAACGUUUAGCUAGAACAUUUCGGGCAUGUGGAGCGAGUAUCACAAUCACAUCUCUAACAGAUAUUCUCGCAUUUUUAAUCGGUUUUUCAAUCGCCUUCUGUUAUUUGUAUCAAAUAAUGUUAUUUGGUAGUGGUGUUGCAUUAUAUAAUAGAUGUAUCAAUGCCAAUUGUAAUACACUGCUAUUUUGUUUGAAAAAUUCUCCUCAUUCACUUGAAGAAAAACAACCACCACAUAACAAACACCGUCGUUCAAUAAAACCUCGAAAUUGUCUGCCAAUAAAGGACAUGUUAAUGCGUAUAGUAAAAUCUUUCUUUUCACCUGUUGGACGUACUAUUGUACUAGUGGUGUAUAUUGUUUAUAUCGUUGCUACAUUCUAUGGAGCAUCUCAAAUGAAAAAUGGUAUGAAAUUAGGUCAAUUAUUAGCGGAUAAAUCUUAUGCAAAAACCUAUCUUGAUACUAUUGAUAAAGAAUUUCGUCUCUAUCCAUUAGUUCAAUUUAUUAUUUAUAAACCAAUUCCUUAUUGGAGAAAUGAUUAUAUAAAACGUAUUGAAAUGUUAAUUGAUCAAGCAAAAAAAUUAAAUGGUAUGGAUAAACAAUUAGAAAUAUCAUGGUUAAAAUUAAUGAAUAUAAACUCAAAUGAUAUUCAUAAAAAUCAGACAUCAUAUAUUGAGACAGUACGUGGUUUUACAAAUUUAUUACCAAUAUUUCAAAAUGAUAUUGUCAUGAAUCAUACACACAUUGUGGCUAGUCGAUUUUAUUUACAAUUUGGACGUGUUUGUUAUAAUUCAUCGGAUGGACAAUUAGUAAAUGAAUUACGAUCACUAGUAAAACAAUCACAAUUACCUAUUAUUGUUUAUUCAAAUUUAUUCAAAUUUUAUGAACAAAUGUAUGAGGUAUUUCCAAAUAUUGUUCAGUCAUUUAUUAUUGCUGUUGAAGCGAUGUAUAUCGUUACACUCUUAUUCAUUCCUGAUUUGCAAUCUGUUAUAUGUAUUAUAUCAACAAUGAUAAUGAUGUUAACAGGAUUAAUUGCUAUAUUACACUACUGGAAUAUGACAAUAUCGUCAGUAACAAUGGUAGAAUUAAUUAUGUCAAUUGGAUUUUGUGCCGAUUUUUGUGUUCAUAUUGUUUAUGCAUUUCUUACAUCAAAAGGUACACGAAAUCAACGAGCAAUUGCAGCCAUAUCUCAUAUGGGUGUUCCCAUAUUUUGUGCAUCUUCAUCGACAAUUGUUGGUGUUUUCUUUUUGGCAUUUGCUCAGUCAUAUUUAUUUCGAACAUUUUUUAAAACUAUUUUUGUUAUUAUGUGUUUGGGUACUGUGCAUGCACUAUGCUUUUUGCCUGUAUUUCUCUCAUUUUGUGGACCACAAUGGCAAUAUCAUGAAUUAGAAACGGAUGAUGAACAUGAUUAUCGCAUAAAAACAGUAUCAACAUCGAACACCGAUAAACUACCUAAUGAUCAUUUACUCACAACUAAACAACAGCCUAGUUUAGAAGGAGACGAUGAACUUGAACAAGAAGAAAAGACUUGA